This is a messenger RNA of Schizophyllum commune H4-8, 699 nucleotides long. Its product is annotated as DUF1077-domain-containing protein. Gene Ontology annotation, cellular component: EMC complex. The record is from RefSeq and is a predicted model, not a curated record. The coding region runs from base 64 to 588 and encodes 174 amino acids. The transcript is spliced from 5 exons. Gene Ontology annotation, biological process: protein folding in endoplasmic reticulum. NCBI's taxonomy places the organism in Eukaryota, Fungi, Basidiomycota, Agaricomycetes, Agaricales, Schizophyllaceae.
CGCUGCCAUCCUUCCCCGCCAUCACCGUCCUUCGUCGCCGUCGUCGCCGCCGCCACCGCCAUCAUGUCGACAAGACAUUCCUUAGACUACGCGUCCCUCGAAAGCAACAACAAAUGGAGGAACCUCCCCUCGCCACCGGGCUUCUCCAAGUCAACCUCAACCAAGGGCCCCUCGAAGCCCGCCGCCUCCCUCCCUCUCUCCCGUUAUGACGAGCUGAAGGAGAAGCGCGCGUGGGACUUUGCCAUCGCGCCUGCGAAGAGCCUGCCCAUGCAGGCGUUCAUGCUCUACAUGUCCGGCGGCGGCAUCCAGAUCUGGAACCUCGGCAUCGUGUUCAUGCUCAUGCUGGGCCCUCUGCAGGCGCUGGCGAAGAUCAAUCAGGCUUUCGCACCCUUCGCGCCCUCCACGGCGACGGAUACGAAGGCAACAUCGACUUUGCUGUUGCAGAAGCUGGCUUACCUCGCGUGCAACCUGCUCACGAUCGGCGUCGGGCUGUGGAAGUGCAGGUCCAUGGGAUUGUUGCCCGCGGGGACGGCGGACUGGUUGCCAUACGAGACCAGGGGACAGGCCCCGGAGAUCUCACUAUUUUGAGUGUACACUAGCCAGAUAUGCGAUUACAUCUAUUUGGAGGGUAUGCUUGGCGGUGACCGUCUACACAACCCGAGCGACGAAACUUGCAUCAGGACUUCAAUUAUGGAUUCU